Molecule: messenger RNA, 2265 nt
Organism: Parathielavia appendiculata
Lineage: Eukaryota; Fungi; Ascomycota; Sordariomycetes; Sordariales; Chaetomiaceae
Product: nucleotide-diphospho-sugar transferase
Exons: 2
Coding region: 1-2265 (754 amino acids)
Biological process (GO): biosynthetic process
Cellular component (GO): eukaryotic translation initiation factor 2B complex
Molecular function (GO): translation initiation factor binding; guanyl-nucleotide exchange factor activity; translation initiation factor activity
Source: RefSeq, a predicted model, not a curated record
AUGUCCAAGCAAGGAAAGGGCGGGGGUGCCGCGGGCAAGGCGAAGAAGCCUGCCAAGGCUGGCGCCGACGAGAAGGGAGAAGACGUUCUCCAGGCCGUGAUUCUGGCCGACUCGUUUCAAGACAAGUUCAAGCCCUUCACGUUAGAGACCCCAAGAUGCCUCCUUCCCCUGGUCAACGUCCCGGUGAUCGAGUACACCCUCGAGUUCCUCGCAUCGAAUGGCGUCCAAGAGGUCUUCAUCUACUGCGGCGCACAUUCCGAAAACAUCGAGCGCUACAUCCACGAGUCCACGCGAUGGAGCCCCGCCAGCGCCAUCUCCCCGUUCUCCUCGCUCGAAUUCAUCCGCGUCUCGGACGCGCACUCGAUCGGCGAUUUCCUACGAGACCUGGAUAAGCGAGGCAUCAUCACUGGCGACUUUGUUCUCGUCCAUGGCGACCUGGUCUCAAACAUCCAGUUGGACGCUGCUCUGGCGAAGCACCGCGCGAGAAGGGAGGCAAACCGCGACGCUUGCAUGACCGUAGUCCUGCGCUCCGUCGGGGACCAGCCACAUCGGGCAGCGAAGGCUCGAGGAAUUACACCCGUCUUUGUCGUCGACCCAGCAACAGGGCGAUGCCUGCAGUACGAGGAGAUGCACCCGCUCCAGAGCGAACACUAUCUUGACUUGGACCCCGCGGUAUUCUCUCACGGCGAGUUCGAGAUUCGCACCGACCUGGUCGAUUGCGGCAUCGACAUCUGCACCCCAGACGUGCUGGCGCUGUGGUCAGAAAGUUUCGACUACGAGCUGCCGAGGAAAAACUUCUUGCACGGCGUGCUAAAGGACUGGGAGUUGAACGGCAAGCUCCUGUACGCUGAAAUCCUAGACGAGGGGUAUGCGGCGCGUGCCAGCAACCUUCAGAUGUAUGACUGCAUCAGUCGGGAUGUGCUCGAGCGGUGGACGCUCCCAUUUGUGCCCGACAGCAACCUGAUCCACGGCCAGACAUACAAAAGAGUAAAAGGCGGCAACUACGUCGAGGACCAUGCCCUCGCCGAGAGGGGAGCCAAGGUAACACGGUCCGUGGUCGGAAGAGGAACAACCAUCAAGGCGGGAAGCGUCAUCUCCGGAAGCAGUAUCGGGAGGCGGUGCAAGAUCGGGAAGGACGUCAGGAUCGAGAACAGCCACAUCUGGGACGAUGCGGUAAUAGGAGAUGGUGCCUCUGUUGUACACUCGGUACUGGCAGGCUCGGUCGUCGUUGGCGCGCAUUGCCGGAUUCCCGAGGGUUCGCUCAUUUCAUAUAACGUACACAUCGACAGCGGCAUCCAGAUGCCAUCCAAACCGCCGGCACGGAUAUCGGUUCUGACCGACGACGGCCAGCUCGCCCCCACGGAUACCUCACUAGUCGGCCCAGGCGGCACUGGCGCACUGUACGAGGUCGCCGCGGACGAGGAGGAAUCGGACGACGAGGACGGAGCAAAUAGAGACCCCGCCAUCCUUCAAAGCUCGCUCAUCUACUCCCUCGAAGGCCUGAACAUCUCCACCUCGUCCAUCUCCACCCUCGCCUCCGAACAAGACGACUACGACACGGACAACGACAACAUCUCCCUCGCCGGCUCGGUGCAAGCAGGUGACUACUUCGGCAGCCACGCCCGCGACCGCCUGUCGUCGUUCGCCUCGGACGAGUCAGCCUCCAAGCCUGACGGCGACUUCCACAACGACGCCGUCAACGGCCUCGUCGACGCCCUCCGCGCCGACGACAGCACCGACUUUGACUCGGCCAAGCUCGAGUUUAUGGGCCUGCGUCUCGCCAACAACGCCUCUGACAGCGCCAUGCGCCGCGCCAUCGCCGUCGCGUUCGUCCGCCGCGCCGCCGAGCUGAUGAGGCCCGAGCACGGAGGGCUGGAGCUCACCAAGGCCGUCGCCGAGGCGCUCACGUCCAAGCACGGCGCCGUCAAGUUUAUCAAGGAGGUUGGUGUUGGCGGGGAUGGGGUCGCGCAGCAGGCCGAGUUUGCCCUGGCCGUGCAGCGGGCGCUACUGGGCGAGCUGAAGGAGCUGGAGGUGGGCAGGGCGGGCGCGCUCUUGGCGGCGCUGCUGCAGCAGCUGUAUAACCGCGACGUGCUCGAGGAGGAGGGGAUCCUGGCGUGGUGGGCGGAUAAGAGGGUGGGGGAGGGCGAGAAGAUGGAUGCGCUGAGGGAGAAGUGUCGCGUGUUGGUGGAGUGGUUGGAGAAUGCUGAUGAGGAGGAAAGUAGUGAGGAGGAGGAAGAGGAUAAUGAGCAUGAUGAAGACGAGUGA